AUGUCAACGUGUAAUGAUUGUUCAGAAAAGAGGAAAGGCAAAAGACCCGAACCUGAUACAGCACAUGAAUUUUCGGACCAACCCGAAUAUCAUGCCAAUGACACUGUUAAUCUGGAAGAAAUCUGUAAUGAUGAAGACGAUGUUUCGUAUGAAUUAGCUGAACUAGAGGAACUCGUAACUAGACAUUUCACAAACGUUGAUGAGAAUGAAGAAGUAAACUUUUCAGGCGUCUUUGAAUUUGAUGAUGACUUACUUGAUCGUUCACAAGUAUUAACUGAUGAUGAUCAAAACAACACUGAAGAAGACAGAAUACGUGGUAUAAUGUAUUAUUUUCUCUUACCAAUUGAAGCGGGAUCUCGCUAUUAUUGGGACAUCAGAAAAAUAUAUAUCCAUAAAAAAAAUUCAGGGCAAGCGACAGUGUAUCUUGGUUGCGCUCAAAGAAUAGAUCGCAAGCUUGCUUGUUCAGAUGGUCAAUUAGCAAAAAGAAUAAGCAAAGCAAGACCUCCGAUUGACCGAUAUGCAUGUGAAGGCAGGAUCGUAAUUAAUAUUAAUAUCAACAUACAUUGCGCGAAAGUAACAAUCUGUCAUCGAAUAACUCAUGAACAUCCUACUUACUGUGAAAAAAAAAUCCCUGAACGUGCCAUAGAAUGGAUAUCCAAUAAUUUAAGAUGCAAUCUUAGAAAAGUUGAAGUCUAUAAGAGACUCUGUGAAGAUGAGCUUAUUGACCCAAAAACACACACUUAUUGCCAAAUCUAUUAUUGGGUAUCAAAAUUCGCUUCUCAACAGUAUGUUAUGAAUGCAUCAAACCAACUCUUGUCAUCCUUGAAUUUCUUGAAACAAGCUGAACUUAUCAGUGAAGGAUAUAAGGAAAAAUUUGAGCUUUUUGCUGUAUUGAUCAAUUGUGGUGGAUAUGGCGUUCCUCUUGCAUAUUUAUAUGUUGAUACUUUCAUUGCUCCAGAAAAUUGCCUUCAAGACCCUAGAAAUAGAAUUAACUCUAGAGUAAAGGUUCUCACAGAAUUCUUUUCAGCAUUGAGGACUGAGGGCAUCUUACCAACAUUCAUUCUUGUCGAUAAAGAUGCAGGCCAAAUUGCAGCAAUAAACGAGGCUUGGUCACAAAGAGCAAAUAUUCAGCUUUGUUUAUGGCAUGUCGAGCGAGCAAUCGAUCGUAAACUAAGAGAGAGUAAACAUAAAUUAAGUCAGUAUACAGCACGGAGAGCAAAUGAAGCUAAUAUGCGAUUCAGUUUUAUUGACAUCUCUUGGAUACCUGAAGGGCAUGAGCAUGACUCAUACUCAGAAGAAAAUAUAAAAGAGAUCCUGAAAAUGGUUAAAAGACAUUCAUUAUUACACCCGCUUAUACCAAUCGACAAAGAAACAUUCUUUACCUCGACAGAAAUCUAUCAUAAAAGUGUUGUUGAAACGUAUACAUAUUGCCGGGAAAGAAAUUUCAUUCACUUGUGGGCAUACUUAUGGAUCAACUGGUAUAAUUUGGUGGACUGGAAUCUCUUUGCAUGUGCAUCAUUUCCAAGUGCAAUCCCGUUAGCGCGAACAACAAUGUUAGUCGAAUCACAUUGGCGGGUUCUUAAGUAUAAUUAUAAAUAUACGUGCAAUCAGCUGCGCUUAGAUCGGCUAACACAAAUCCUAACGAGAGAGCUACUUCCCGAUCAAAUAAGCACUUGGGAAAAAUUCAACAACAAUCGCGCAUUUCCGUCAUGGUGGGGGAUGUUUAAAAAUGAAUGGAGAAAAGUGUUAGAUACGAGUGUUGAAUCUAAUGAUAGAUAUUUGACAAAUGUUGAUACAUGGAUUUGUUCAUGUCCUGCGUUUACCAAUAAUACUUACAUGUUGUGUAAACACCUAGUUAAAGCGUACACAGAUAGGAAUCCAACAUUCCCUCAAUACGCAACAACGAACCGAAGACACGAUUAUCCAUUUAUCCGAUUUGGCGAAACCUGUUCACGAAUUGAUACUGCCAAUAGGCCUUGGACCGAAACAAGUCAAAAUUUGUUGGAUGAAAUGGAGAUUCCUAUGGAUGAAGAUAAUAAUAAUAGUGUUGAAUUAAAUAUCUCUGCUCGUAACGAAUUAAUAGCAUCACGGUUAGCUAGACUAGAGGAAGACAGAAAAGCAUUUGAGUCUUUAGUAGCUAUUGUUACAGAUAAUGUUCAAAACGACGAUUUUUAUAAUGAGUACAAGAAAUUAACGCAAAUGUUAGUAAAAGAAACAAAGGCUUGCCAAGAAGCUUUGAUGGCUAGAUCGCAACAGCAAACUUGGAACCCUCCGCACAAUUCAAGACUCGCUUUUCGGUUACGUUAG
Molecule: messenger RNA, 2307 nt
Organism: Paraglomus occultum
Lineage: Eukaryota; Fungi; Glomeromycota; Glomeromycetes; Paraglomerales; Paraglomeraceae
Source: the annotation of a GenBank genome assembly